GAUCACCAAAUAAAUAUUAUUGAUACUCCCGGCCACGUUGAUUUCACCGCCGAGGUGGAAAGGUCUUUGCGAGUUCUGGAUGGUGGAGUAGUGGUUUUGGAUGGAAAAAAAGGGGUCGAAGCCCAGACCGAAACGGUUUGGCGACAGGCCAAAAAAUAUAAAAUUCCGCGGUUAAUCUUCAUUAACAAAAUGGACGGAGUUGACAAUGUAGAAAAAUUUACUGAGAAUUUAAAAAGCAUUCGGGAAAAAUUACAUGCUGAUCCAUUACCAAUACAGUUUCCAAUUGGAGCCGGCCGAGAAUUAGAAGGGUUAGUAGAUAUAAUAGAACAAAAGGCUUAUUAUUGCCAAAUGGGAGAUAAGGAAGAGAAAUACCAAAUAAAAGACAUCCCUCCUAAUUUAGCGGAAAAAGCCAAAAAAUAUCGUCAAGAAUUACUUGAAAAAAUUAUUGAACAGGAUGAGGAAGUGGCAGUAAAAUAUUUAGAAGGUCAGGAAUUAUCAGUAGCAGAAAUUAAAAAACUGCUUCGCAAGGCCACUCUUACUGGCAAGUAUUUUCCAGUGUUUUGCGGUUCGGCUUAUAAAUAUGUGGGAGUAAAGUUAGUUUUAAACGGAGUAGUAGAUUAUUUACCUUCUCCUUUGGAUAUAACCGAAAUACCUGCUUUCUCCCCCCAUGACAAAAGUAAGCAGAAAAUAGUUAAUUGUCAUAGUCCUUUGUCUUGUUUGGCACUGGCCUUUAAAAUUAUGGUUGAUAAUUAUAAUAAUAAACUGACCUUUUUUCGAGUUUACGCCGGAGAAAUGAACGCUAAUUCCUAUGUCUACAAUGUUAGUCAAGGGAAGGAAGAAAGAAUUAGUCGUUUAGUAAGAAUGCAUGCUAAUAAUAAGGAAGAAGUUAAAAAAGUAGGAGCCGGCGACAUUGCUGCUGCGAUUGGUUUAGAGCACACUAUUACUGGGGACACGUUUGGUGAAAAAAGUAAUCCUUUGCUUCUCGAAACCAUUGACUUUGCCGAGCCCGUGAUUUCCCAAGCCAUCGAGCCAAAAACUAAUGAGGAUAAAGAUAAAUUGAGAGAUGCACUGGAAAAAUUAAAAAUCCAAGACCCCAGUUUUAAAUAUUGA
Messenger RNA from Paraglomus brasilianum, 1110 nucleotides. The record is from the annotation of a GenBank genome assembly. NCBI's taxonomy places the organism in Eukaryota, Fungi, Glomeromycota, Glomeromycetes, Paraglomerales, Paraglomeraceae.